UACUUCGUGUGUUUGUUGCCAAAAUUUGAAACUAGUAUUAUUAUAAUUAUUUAUAGUCAUUUAUUUUAAUCAUAUCAUGUAAACGGAGGUCCAUAAUAUCCAAGCCAAAAUCUGAAUCAUAAAACAUAGUAACAGACAUUUCUCAGUUUUUAAGAAUUCUUCAAGAAUGGAAGGCAUUAAUGAGUUGGACACUUCUAACACAACUGUUUUUAACAAUGUAGACGCAAUUACACAGACAGUCAGUGGUGAGAAACUUUUACCUAGUGAAACAUUUACUAAACAAACAUCAGUAAACAGAAACGUUGCUAAAUAUCGCUGUGAGGUUUGUAAGAAAACAUUCCCUUCAGAACAUGAAAUGUUCGCUCACAAAAAAAUACAUAAUAAGGAAAAACCAUUCCACUGUGAAAUAUGCGGGAAAUAUUUUGUAUCUAACAGAAAUUUAACCAAACACACCAGAAUACACACUGGAGAAAAACUGUUUCACUGUGAAAUCUGUGGGAAACCUUUCGUUAAUAAUUCGAAUCUUGUUAUCCACAUACGUAGUCACACUGGAGAAAAACCGUAUAGUUGCGAUAUAUGCGGGAAAUCUUUUGUCAAUAAUAGUAAUUUAAAAGGACACAAAAAAAUACACACUGGCGAAAAACUUUUUCAGUGCGAUUUGUGUGCGAAAUCUUUCAUUGAUAAUUGGAAACUUAUUAUCCACAAACGUAGUCACACAGGAGAAAAACCGUUUCACUGUGAAAUCUGUGGGAAAUCUUUCUCUCAGAAUUCUCACCUUGUUAUCCACAUACGUAGCCACACUGGAGAAAAACCCUUCCAUUGUGAUAUUUGUGGUAAAUCAACGGUCUCUAACAGUAGUUUGGCAAGUCACAAAAGGAUACACGCUGGAAUAAAGCCAUAUCGUUGUGAAAUAUGCGGGAAAUCUUUCACCGAUAAUUUAAAUCUUGUUAUACACAAACGUAGACAUACAGGAGAAAAACCGUUUCACUGUGAAAUAUGUAAGAAAUCAUUCUCUCAAAAUUCUCAUCUUGUCAUUCAUAUUCGUUGUCAUACAGGAGAAAAACCUUAUCAGUGUGAUGUGUGUGGGAAAUCUUUGGUGUCUAACAGUAGUUUAAUAAAUCACAAAAGGACACACAGUGGAGAGAAACCAUUUCGUUGUGAAAUGUGUGGCAAGUGUUUCAGUGAUAAUUUGAAUCUUGUUAUACACAAACGUAGACAUACUGGGGAAAAACCAUUUAGUUGUGAAAUGUGCGGGAAAUCUUUCAUUGAAAGUUCCAAGCUUACAAUCCAUAAACGAAGACACACAGGAGAAAAACCAUAUAGUUGUGAAAUAUGUGGAAAAUCUUUCGUGAAUAAAAGUGAUUUAAAAAGUCAUGAACGAAUCCACAGUGGAGAAAAGCCCUAUCACUGUGAAAUAUGCGAAAAAUCAUUUUCUGUUAAUUCUAGUCUAGCAGUUCACAGAAGAAUCCACAGUGGGGAAAAACCUUAUCAGUGUGAAAUAUGUAGUAAAUGCUUUGUCUAUAAAAGUAACUUGACAAGACACAAACGAAUCCACAGUGGAGAAAAUCCAUUCCAUUGUGAUAUUUGUGGGAAAUCUUUUAUUGAAAAAUUUAAGCUUACAGUCCACAAACGUAGGCACACUGGAAAACAACCAUACUGCUGUGAAAUAUGUGAUGAAUCAUUUGUGAAUAAUAGUGAUUUAAAAAGCCACGCACGAAUCCACACUGGCGAACAACUCUUCCGCUGUGAAAUAUGUGGGGAAUCAUUUCAUUUGAAUUCUUUACUUGUAUUCCACAAACAAAAGAACUGUAAAGAGAAACCUUACCUCAGUGAAAAUUACAGGCAAUCUUUUCUUAAAAAUGAGGAUUUAAAAUAUCAUGAGCAAAUACACCCAGAAGAAAAGUGUUAUCUUUGUGAAAUGUGUGGCAAAUCCUUCUCUCGGAAUUCUGAUCUAUUAAGCCACAAACGUAGGCACACAGGAGAAAAACCUUGUCAUUGUGAAAUGUGUGAGAAAUCUUUUGUUAAUAAUAGUGAUUUAAACAGGCACAAACGAAUCCACAGCGGAGAGAAACCAUACAACUGCAAAAUCUGUGGUAAAUCCUUUAUCACUUACACUCUCUUAAAAAGGCACCAACAAAUACACACAAGAGGGAAAUCUUUUAAGUAUGAAACAUGAGAAAUCGUUCCUUUGUAAAUCUAAAUUUAUAGUCCAUCAAUAUACCCACAUUGGCAAACAUUGGUCACAGUGAAUUAUGUCAGAAAUCAUUGUCUUCAAAUUAUAAUGUUUUUGUGUACACAUGUAUGCUCUGAAAAACACCCUUUGACUUAAAUAUUUAUGAAUUGUGAUCUUCAAAAAGUUGCUAAAUGAAUAAACACUCGGCAUAGAACUAUAUUAGUUUAGAAUAUGUGAGGAGUCCUUUAGGAAUAAGUAAGUCUACAUUUUUAAUCCAGAGUUGAAUACAGACUGGAGACAAAAAUUAUCAUUGUGAAAUAUUUUUAGUCUUGUAAUCGACUAAUAUAUCCACAAAUACACCCUGAAAGAAGAUCUAUUCACUGUUAUUUAUCAUUAAAGUUUCAUAUUAAUCAUGACUGGGAAAAUAAAGGAGGAAAACUUUACAGAUGUAAAAUUUGUGGAAAAUGAUUCUCAUUCAAAGAACAUGUUGUUAAACAUAAAUACAUAUAGAGAUGGAAAAUAUUGAGAAGAAUUUGUUGGCAACAUUCUCUUGAAUAGUAAAACCAACUAAUUACUGAGAGAUUUGUGUAAAAUCUUGUCACUGAAAUUUGUGACAAAAGAUUUGUUUUCUUAUGGAAAUUAAAAUCUCAUAACUAUUUAUGAGAUUUAUCCAUUUGUUGAAUGGAGUAUUCUGGAAAAGGGGAAUAUUUUUUUAACAUUAAUUACCAGUGAAAACACUAAUAAAAUCAUUAUCAUCAUUCAACGUCCAUUUUCCAUAUUGGCAUAGAUUGGAUGAUUUAACUGUAGCUGGUAAAGCCCGGAGCUGCUCCAGGCUCCAUUGCCUGUUCUGGCAUGGAUGCUUUUCCUGAUGCCAACCACUCCAUAGAGUUUACCUUGUGCUUUUAAUGUGGCACCAUCACUGGUAUCAAUUCUACUGUGAAAGACAGGUCUUAGGUACAGCAUUGUGUCAAUUAUCUCAGUUGUUAGUCAUCUCCUUUGUAAAGCUUAGUACUUGAGAUCGGCCUUCAAAAUAUUGCUUCAUAAUAUUGUCUCCAUUCAUAACUACAAACUUAAGGGAAGUGGCUCUUAUAUCUUGAAACACUGGAUGUCAGAACAUUUUAGUAGCUUGGUUUUAGUGAUAAUGGCCAUAUUGAUUCAGGAGAAUUCUGCAGAUAGAUGGAUGUUUUGAUAUUUUCAGUAUUUGCUGAUUUAUAAUAACCUUCAUUUGUGGAUGCUGGUUGCAUAGCAACACAAUAUUUGUUUAUUUGCUACAGCUAUUAAGUUCAACUCUACCAGCACCAAUGCCAAUUAUUGUAAGUAAAUAUUGCUAAGACUGCAAUAUGACAGGUAAAUACUAGGUUUGAGAGAGACUGUCAACUUUAAACCUUUGUAGAUGAGAGGUUUCGUUUCUGUUGUAGUUUUGUGAGAAGCUACAAGUAGCUGCUGUACCCAUUAUAAUAUCACAGAGUAUUUAAAAUAAGGUUAAUCUCAGUUGUAGUUUGGUAAGGAGCUGCUGUAACUGUUUUAUUAUCAUACACAGUAUCUCAAGUACAACCAAUUUAGUCACUACACUGUAUGAUAUGAGACUUGUUCUGCGUCAAUGAAACUGAUUGUAAGCAACACCAAGUACUUCUGAUACUUCAUUAUGAUGUACCAUGAAAUGGUUAUAAAAAACACCCAUGUAUUUAUGUUUUCCAAUAUUUUUCUCCUUAUGAACACAUUUACUGGAAUGAUGAUGUGGUGGUCUAUUGCUGGGAUAUAAGCAACAGCCACAAAAAAAAUUAUUUAAAACCUUAGCCUCACCCUGCAUCAAGUGAGUCUAUGUGUAUGUGUGUAAGAAAAAACUUACAGAAAAGUAUACUAUUAAAAUAAAUUAUCUUUUACA
This is a messenger RNA of Octopus sinensis (East Asian common octopus), 4058 nucleotides long. Its product is annotated as zinc finger protein 2-like. Bases 167 to 2176 code for a protein of 669 amino acids. Gene Ontology annotation, cellular component: nucleus. The record is from RefSeq and is a predicted model, not a curated record. Gene Ontology annotation, biological process: central nervous system development; regulation of transcription by RNA polymerase II. NCBI's taxonomy places the organism in Eukaryota, Metazoa, Mollusca, Cephalopoda, Octopoda, Octopodidae. The transcript has a single exon. Gene Ontology annotation, molecular function: RNA polymerase II cis-regulatory region sequence-specific DNA binding; DNA-binding transcription factor activity, RNA polymerase II-specific.